AAUAUCCAAGCAACAGACAAAAAAAAAAAAAAACAAAAACAAAAAAAAAAAACAAUGCAAUCCCACGCUUCAUCUAAAUGAUCUCUCUAAAUUCUUCGCUGUCUCCACCUCUUCAUACCUUCUCUUUUACUAGAUCUCGGCCUCAUAUUUUCACAUUCUCCUUAUCAUUUUUUGUUUUGGGUUUUUCCACUUUUAUUAGCCUUGGUUUUCUCUUCCCAAGUGGUUGUUUAAUGCAUUUUCUUCAACCAUGAACUUUAAGAAACAAGCUUUUCCAGAGCAGUUUCUAUGGCCAAGAAAGGUACUUUCUGGUUUUGGUUUGGGCGUUGUAGUUACUGUCUUCGUUCUGGCUCUGCUUAUGUUCAACAGCUCUUUGAGGGCUCCUGUUGAACCUAUAUUACAAGGGUUUCAGAGUUUUAGAGCAAAGUCUGUUGCUUCUAAUUCUUCUUCGUUUUCUGGCAUUAAUUCUGUGUCAACUUCAGAAUUGCAAAAGUCUGGGGAUUUGGUGAAGAAAUUUGGAGAUGGAAAGGUUAUGGAUAAAACCCAUGUAGAAAAUGUGUCUCAGAUUCCUGUCACUGAAAAAUUCGAGGCGGUGGUUGGAGAAAUAUUGGUUUCUGAGAAAACCCAUUCUGAGAAUUUCACAGAGCAGGUUAAAAAUGGAAGCUUUACCGUUGAAAGAUAUGGAGUUCAAGAGCAAACCCAUCAAGUAAAUGGAUCGGUAGUUGGGAACGUAAGCUUUUCCGGCAAAGAAAAUUUGGAUGAAGGGCAAAUUAUUUCCGGUGCUUCUUUGAAAAAUCCUGGAACAGAAGCUGAUAAGGAGGUCAGAGAAAACAACAAUGUGAGCAAUAUUUUGUAUAAUGCAGAAGUUGGUACUCCUUUACUUGAAGGGAAAAACGAAUCGGAAACCAAUCGUGGAGGAAAUUCGAUCCAGAAUGAUAAAACUAACAUUUCUAAUUAUAGUUCUCAGUUUAAGAAAAUGCAGAGUGGUUCUUAUGAGGAAUGUGAUAUCUUCGAUGGUAAAUGGGUUAGAGAUGAUUCUAAGCCAUAUUAUCCACAAGGAUCUUGCCCGUACAUUGAUAAGGAUUUUGAUUGUCACCUAAAUGGGAGACCAGAUGAUGGAUAUCUCAAAUGGAGAUGGCAACCAAAUGGGUGUGAUAUCCCAAGACUGAAUGCGACUGAUUUUCUUGAGAAACUAAGGGGAAAGAAGUUGGUUUUUGUGGGGGACUCACUGAAUAGGAACAUGUGGGAGUCUCUGGUGUGUAUCCUCCGUCAUAGUCUUAGAUAUAAGAAAAGAGUUUAUGAGAUCUCCGGGAAGAGCGAAUUCAAGAAGAAGGGUAUUUAUGCGUUCAGAUUUGAGGACUACAAUUGUUCUGUAGAUUUUGUUGCUUCUCCAUUCCUCGUUAGGGAAUCUACAUUCACGGGUAGGAACGGAACAUUUGAGACACUAAGAUUAGAUUUGAUGGAUCAGACAACUUCAAUGUAUCAUGAUGCCGAUAUCAUAGUCUUCAACACCGGCCACUGGUGGACACAUGAGAAAACAUCUAAGGGAGAAGACUACUACCAAGAAGGCAACUAUGUGCACCCUAGACUCAAGGUUCUCAAAGCAUACCAGAGAGCCCUGACCACUUGGGCCAGAUGGGUUGAUAAGAACAUCGAUGCCAACCGUACUCUGGUUUUGUUUAGAGGAUAUUCCGUUACUCAUUUCAGAGGAGGCCAAUGGAACUCAGGUGGUCAAUGCCACAAAGAAACAGAACCUAUCUUUAAUGAAAGUUUUCUUUCAAAGUACCCAUCAAAAAUGAGAGCUUUAGAUCAUGUGCUUCAAGAAAUGAGAACUCCAGUGGUCUAUCUGAACAUAAGUAGGCUUACAGAUUGCAGGAAAGAUGGACACCCUUCGAUUUACAGAAUGAAAUAUAAAACAGUAGAAGAGCAGAUUGCCGCCGAGCGAUCUCAGGACUGCAGCCAUUGGUGCUUGCCUGGAGUUCCAGAUACUUGGAAUGAAUUGCUGUAUGCUUCUUUUUUAAAUGCCAGAAGAGGAUCUUGGAUAAAAUGAAGAAAGCGUUUGUAUACAAAGUUACAAACCACAUGUUAAACGUAAAAUUUUUAGCAUUCUUUAGAUUAAUUGAUUUCUUAGGUUGUGUUUAUUGUAUGUUGAUCUAGAUUGACAAAUGUUAGAUUUCCAAGCCACAAGCAAUAUGUAUAUUUUCACGGUUCAAAGGUGUGGACAAUAAAAUUCUUUGAAACUUUUUUGAUUUUUA
This is a messenger RNA of Ziziphus jujuba (common jujube), 2252 nucleotides long. RefSeq names its product protein trichome birefringence-like 2. The coding region runs from base 248 to 2047 and encodes 599 amino acids. The record is from RefSeq and is a predicted model, not a curated record. Lineage: Eukaryota; Viridiplantae; Streptophyta; Magnoliopsida; Rosales; Rhamnaceae. The transcript has 5 exons. Gene Ontology annotation, molecular function: O-acetyltransferase activity. Gene Ontology annotation, cellular component: Golgi apparatus.